AAGUUAUCCAACAUCGAUGUUUCUGAAUUUAUUGUCGCAAAUGAUAUUAGAAGCGAUAGCGAGUUAAUAGUCGUUGCAAAAACUCGUCAUUCUGAGGGCGAAAAGGAUUUGUACAAAUUUAUCAUAAACAAAUCUUCAAAGUCUCUAUCAGAACUCUUGGACAUGACUUGGAAAAUGAAUGACGCUUCCAAAAAUGUCCAAAGAGCGAAAGAAUCAAGAAUAUCAAUCCUUAGAGCUCAUCUCGAAAGCGAAUGUUUACCUUUGUGCAACGGAGAGUGGUUGGUGUGUGCAAAACAAGUCCUACAUCAAAAUGGAGUUAAUUUAUAUUACUUUGCUUCAGCCUUGCGUCAGCUUCUUGAGACGGGAAGACAGAAGCGAUUGAACGUUUUGCUCAUUGGUCCCACAAAUUGCGGAAAGUCAUUUCUUCUCAAUCCUCUGGAGUUAAUAUACAAAACGUUCAUAAAUCCUGCUCCGGGAAAGUAUGCUUGGGUUGGAUUAGAGGAAUGUGAGGUCGCAUACUUGAAUGAUUUUCGAUGGUCACUAGAAUUGAUCGAGUGGAGUGACUUUUUGUUGCUACUGGAAGGGCAGACAGUUCAUCUUCCAAGGCCAAAGAAUAUGUUUGCCACUGAUUUGUGUAUUCCACGAGAAAACACCAUCCCAAUAUUCGCUACCAGUAAGGGGCCGAUUGAGUUUUUGGGGAAAUAUAAUAGUCGUGACGAGCGUGAGAAUGAUAUGAUGUCCUCCAGAUGGAAUAUAUUUAAGUUUAGCGUCCAAAUUCCGUCAAAUGAAAGUAAGGACAUACCAGCAUGUGCUCGUUGCUUCAGCAAUCUAGUCAUGUCUGGAAGUGAUGUUGAAUAA
Paramuricea clavata is the source of this 858-nucleotide messenger RNA. Lineage: Eukaryota; Metazoa; Cnidaria; Anthozoa; Malacalcyonacea; Plexauridae. The record is from the annotation of a GenBank genome assembly.